Caenorhabditis elegans is the source of this 495-nucleotide messenger RNA. RefSeq names its product F-box associated domain-containing protein (gene F15E6.5). The record is from RefSeq and is marked reviewed. The transcript has a single exon. The coding region runs from base 1 to 495 and encodes 164 amino acids. Lineage: Eukaryota; Metazoa; Nematoda; Chromadorea; Rhabditida; Rhabditidae.
AUGCUGAAAUCAAAUGCUGAGCAAAUCGUCUUUAAAGGGUAUCCAUUACCCGACAAUUCAAUUCAAACUUAUCAAGAAGUUCAAGAAACCUUUCAACACAAUCUUAAAAUUCUUGAAAUCCCAUCCAACUAUCCUCUAACUCUUAAUGAUUUAUUGAUCAUCAAUUGUUGUAUUUUACGAGUCAAAUGCAUACUGACUCCAAACGUACUGAACUUAUUCAUAAAGCACUGGAUGAACGGGUCCAACCCUUUAUUGAAACAUUUUUCGGCGAGAAUAUCAACAGAACUAAACCGCCAUCUACGACCAUUCAUAAAUAGACUACUAGCUGGUUUGAAAUAUGAGACGACAGUUCUAGAGUUUGAAUUGAAUGCCCAAGAAAAUAUUGCAGCUCAAGAAGUUUAUGUAGUUCAGGGAAACGAAGAAACUCUAGCGAUUAUAACAUUCUCUGAUGAAGGUCGUUAUUUCCAAAUGUUUACUCAACCAGAAGAAAAUUAG